This is a messenger RNA of Lynx canadensis (Canada lynx), 1288 nucleotides long. RefSeq names its product CD47 molecule (gene CD47). Gene Ontology annotation, cellular component: plasma membrane; extracellular exosome. The transcript is spliced from 11 exons. The record is from RefSeq and is a predicted model, not a curated record. Gene Ontology annotation, biological process: positive regulation of phagocytosis; positive regulation of cell-cell adhesion; positive regulation of inflammatory response. Lineage: Eukaryota; Metazoa; Chordata; Mammalia; Carnivora; Felidae. Gene Ontology annotation, molecular function: thrombospondin receptor activity. The coding region runs from base 80 to 1045 and encodes 321 amino acids.
GCAGAUCCUGCCUGUGACUGCUUCGGUGGCUGCUCCAGACACCUGCGGCGGCGCCGGCGGCGACCCCACGGCGGCCGCGAUGUGGCCCCUGGUGGUGCUGCUGCUGCUGGGCUCGGCUUGCUGCGGUUCGGCUCAGCUAAUAUUUAACAUAACCAGAUCUGUAGAAUACACUGCUUGCAAUGAAACUGUUAUCAUCCCAUGCUAUGUUAAUAAUGUGGAGGCCACAAACAUUAAUGAAAUGUAUGUAAAGUGGAAAUUUAGAGGAAAAGACAUUUUCACCUUUGAUGGCGCUGUAGAAAAGACCACUCGCGACAAUAAAUUUAAGAGUACAAAAAUCAUACCACAAAAAUUACUAAAUGGCAUUGCCUCUUUGGAGAUGAACAAGGAAGAGGCUGUUGUAGGAAACUACACUUGUGAAGUAACAGAAUUAAGCAGAGAAGGCGAAACCAUCAUAGAACUAAAAUACCGUAUUGUUUCAUGGUUUUCUCCAAAUGAAAAUAUCCUCAUUGUCAUUUUCCCAAUUUUGGCUGUACUACUUUCUUGGGGACAGUUUGGUAUUGUGACGCUUAAAUAUAAAUCCAGUCUCAUGAAGGAGAAAACCAUUCUUUUAUUUGUUGGUGGACUAGUGCUCACUAUAGCUGUCAUUGUCGGAGCCAUUCUUUUUGUCCCAGGUGAAUAUUCAACAAAGAAUUCUUGUGGACUUGGUUUAAUUGUGGUUCCUACAGUGAUUUUAAUAUUACUUCAGUACUGUGUGUUUAUGAUAGGUGUUUGGAUGUCUUCCUUCACCAUCGCCAUAUUGAUCCUUCAGGUACUGGGCUAUGUGCUCUCUGUGGUUGGACUAAGCCUCUGUGUCUCAGAGUGCACCCCAGUGAACGGCCCUCUUCUGAUUUCAGGUUUGGGUAUUAUAGCUCUAGCAGAAUUACUUGGAUUAGUUUAUAUGAAACUUUUUGCUUCCAAUCAGAAGACUAUACAACCUCCUAGGAAAGCUGUAGAGGAACCCCUUAAUGCAUUUAAAGAAUCAAAAGGAAUGAUGAAUGAUGAGUAACUGAAGUGAAGUGAUGGACUCUGAUUUGGAAAGUAGUAAGACAUGAAAGGAAUACAAUUGUGUUUAAGCACCAUGGCCUUGAUUCACUGUUCAGGAGAAGAAAACAAGAAAAAUUACUGGUUCUCAUCUGUGGGAGAAAGUAAAUCUUUGACCCUUAAAUGAUUGUUACAGUUAAGUUUUUAUUCAAAGCAUUUGUAAUUUAGUUAAUAAAAGAAUUAUUAUCUGUGUUGUGUGCCCAAUUGA